AUGGACUCCUACACACGCACAUCUCUAUCACCAACAAUCUCGCUCUACACACUCAGGGCACCACCCACCAACCCCACAGAAACCACAUCGUCAUCCAAAACAGGCCCAGCAAAGGACCGCCCAACUCCGCCAACGCUAAUCCUCCUCCUCGCGUGGAUGGGCGCUACCCGCCGCCAAACAGAGUCUUAUAUACGGGGCUACAUCGAGCUCUACCCGUCUACACAACCUACAUUCCUCGUUAUCUCCAGUGAAAUUACCGACUUCGUCACGCUAUCCCCUUCAUCAACCACAGGUAACGCCCGCAAAUUACGCCCCGCACUCGAUAUCCUCGCUGCACACGCGCCUGAGGAUACACUCGUACACAUCUUCUCGAACGGCGGCGUGCGGGUUUUCUCGAACCUUGCGAGCGCCUACAUAUCAGCACCUCCUACUAGCGCAAGUUUCCCAUCAGGAGAAACUCCGAGGGCACUCUUUCCCCGCCUCGCAAUUGACUCCGCCCCGGGCCGCCUCACAUACACCGAAACAUCCCGCGCCGUCUCAUCCGCGCUUCCACCCUCGCCGUUAGUCAAGUACCCCGCAUACGCCUUCCUCUCACUUAUUCUCGCCGUGUACCUCGGCCUCAAGACUGUACUCGGCUGGGACGAUCCGCUGGAAGUCGGUGCGCGGAGUCUGAAUGAUCCGGAGAUUGUGGGUGUGCAUGGGCGGCGUUGUUAUUUUUAUUCGAAUGUGGAUGGGGUUGUCAAAGCGGAGUUUGUUGAGGGGCAUGCGGGUGAGGCACGGAGGAGGGGACUGGGGACGGUUGAGAUGGAGGUUUUUGAUGGGUCUGGUCGAAAGGGCGAAGAGAGGGGUGGCCAUGUGAGGCAUGUUAGGGUUGAUGCGGGGAGGUAUUGGGGCGCUGUUGCGAGGUUGUAG
This is a messenger RNA of Aspergillus calidoustus, 912 nucleotides long. The record is from the annotation of a GenBank genome assembly. NCBI's taxonomy places the organism in Eukaryota, Fungi, Ascomycota, Eurotiomycetes, Eurotiales, Aspergillaceae.